CUGUGCCUCUCUGUCUUUACGUACCUAUGCUUUAUUUGUGGGAGGUGGGUUUGCUUUGGAAAGUUUGUAUUUACCUUAUCCAUUUAGCAUAUUGCCUUUGUAUACUAAAAAUCUACCAGAUGGUACCACAUAAAGCCUAAUGACUACGCUGAUGUCUCUCCAGAAUAGGUUUCCUGAUAGACCUAGAUGGACAAACACAAUCUAACAGUGCUGAAAGAGUUCAUUCUGACGGGAAUCACAGACCGCCCAGAGCUGCAGGCUCCAUCGUUCGGGCUGUUCCUCAUCAUCUAUACGAUCUCAGUGGUGGGCAACUUGGGCAUCAGCAUCCUCACCAAGAUGGACUCCAAGCUACAAACUCCCAUGUACUUUUUUCUCAGACACCUGGCUAUCACUGAUCUUGGUUAUUCAACAGCUGUGGGACCCAAAAUGCUAGUCAAUUUUGUUGUGGAUGAAAAUAAAACCUCCUAUUAUUUUUGUGCUAUACAGCUAGCUUCCUUUCUCAUGUUCAUCGUUAGUGAAUUUUUCAUUCUGUCAGCAAUGUCUUAUGAUCGCUAUGUGGCCAUCUGUCACCCUCUGCUCUACACAGUCAUCAUGUCACAAAGGAUGUGUUGGGUGCUGGUGGCAAUUCCCUAUCUGUACAACACAUUUGUUUCUCUUCUGGUCACUCUAAAGAUUUUUAAUUUAUCCUUCUGUGGCUACAAUGUCAUCAGUCUUUUCUACUGUGACUGUCUCCCCUUAGUAUCUUUGCUCUGCUCAAACACACAUGAAAUUGAAUUGAUCAUUCUCAUCUCAGCAGCUAUUGAUUUGAUUUCAUCCCUUCUAAUAGUUCUUGUUUCUUAUCUGAUUCUUUUUGUAGCCAUUCUCAGGAUAAACUCAGCUGAGGGCAGGCAAAAGGCCUUCUCCACUUGUGGAUCCCACCUGACCAUGGUGGUCGUGUUCUAUGGGACUUUAAUCUUUAUGUAUGUGCAGCCCAUGUCCAGUCAUUCCUUUGUCGGUGAUAAAGUGGCUUCCAUAUUUUACACCCUGGUUAUUCCCAUGUUGAAUCCCUUGAUUUAUAGCUUGAGGAACAAAGAUGUGAAAUAUGCCCUAUGUAGCACAUGGAAAAAAAUACGCAAUAUCUUUUCUACAGUUUGACACAUCAUAUGGUUCAUAUAAAUUAAGUCAUGGGCUUCAAGUCUUGUCUGUAUGCCUUCAUAAGUUACAAUGAUCACAAAUACAACCUGCAUGUAUUGAUAAAUUUCCUUCUAUGUGUCAGUCACUCUUCUAAAUGCAUUGAUGAAGAAAAGAGUAAACAAAAGAGUAAAAAUGUUUUCCUUCCUUGAAGGGAAGAAGUGGAUCACAAAAAAUAAUUAGGUAAAUUUUAUAGUACAGAAGAAUGUGUUGGGGUCCUAUUGGCACAGUGGUUAAAGCGUUUGGCUGCUAACUGAAAGGUCACCAGUUCGAACCCACCAGCCCUUCUAUGGGAGAAAGCUGUGGCAGUUGGCUUCCACAAGGAUUUACAGCCUUGGAAACCUUAUGGGGCAAUUCUAGGGACCUUAGGAGUCAGAAUCUACUGGACAGCAGUGCGUUUUUUUUUUUAAAGAAUGUGUUAUGUAUUUGGCUAUAAACAAAAGCCUUUGCCAUUGAGUACAUUCUGAGUCAUAGCAACCUUAUAGGACAGGGUAGAACUGCUGCAUAGGGUUUCCAAGGAGCAGCUGGUGGAUUUGAACUGCUGACCUUUUGGUCAGCAGCCAAGCUCUUAACCAGUACACCACCAGGGCUCCAGGAGAAUGUGUUGGAAACUACAAAAUCAGGCAAAGCGGUUAGAUAUGCUGAGUGGGAGUGGGAAAAAGUACCAGGUACAAAAGAGGAAUUACAAUGAUUCUGGUAUUUUUUUUCACUAUUAGAAUAAACUUUGCAGAGCCAGUUCUUGGGUUUUUGUAUCUGUGGUUGUGUAAGCCCUUGCCUUUUCAUAGCUCAUGAGGGGGUACUGGGUUCAGGCCAGGGUAUGAGGAGUCUCAAUGCAGUGUGAUAAUUUGAAGUACUUAAUUAUUUAAAUUUGCUCAAAUGUCCCCAUUCCAGACCUUGGGGUUCCUAUUCUUUUCCUAUUAAGGCCUUUACUUUCACACGUCAAUCUGUCAGCAUACCUUGCAAUUUAGCAAUCCGCAGGUUCAGCUCUGCAUCUGACAUUGUUUUAAUCAACCCAUUUUGCCUAGAUCUAAGUGGGAAAGGAAUUCCAAACCUGGGAGCAACUCUGGAUCAUCCCAAGAAAUUGAUAUUAAUUGGUGUAUAGAUCAGAACGUAUACCAAUUACGAUAAAUUUCUUGAGGUCAUCCAGAGUUGCUCCCAGGUUUGAAAUGCCUUUCCCACUUGUCCUUCUUAUUUAAUAAUUAUCUUUUCUGUUUCAUGGGUUGUUUUCUUAUCUAUAUGAACAAUUUUUAAAUGUUUGUUCAAUUAUUUUUUCUGUAUUUCCUUGGGUAACAGGAUAUUCUCUGAUGAGUUAAGCUUGCUACCUCCGUUUCAUUGGUUUGGCUUUCCUAAACUUUGGACAAUAUUUAUUAUGCACUGUAUUUUCAUUAACUUUUGUUCACCCUACUUAUCAGAGGGAAAAUGAGAUAAUCCUUUGGUUUGCACUGUGCUGUACUUCUAAUUGAAGUAAGGGCUGUGAUGUGGCAAGGAUACAUUUAUCUUGCCUUAUGAAUAUAGUUGUUCCAUGUUACUCCUCAAAAUUUUCCAUAUAUUUUUAUUUAUUUAUAUUUUCUUUUCACAAUUUCUUGGGUUUUAUUGAAGCUAGUAGAGUAUAAAUUAUUUUCUUGGUUCAGGAUCAUGAAAUGAAAACCCCUGUGUAGCCAAUAACAUUUGAAUAAAAAUAAUUCAUUGGAAUAUAAGACAAAGGUGCAUGUUAUAUUGUCAUGUGAACGUAAAUAUUUUUAAAAGUCUGAAGCUGUUAGUAGAUGAAGAUGGUCACGAAAAGACAGAGCUCCCCAGGCUAGUAAAAAUUCCACUGCCUCAAGUAGCUUGCUUGGCAUGCCCUGUAGCUUUUCAUUAGAAUCCUGGUUCCUUUGCUUGGCAUGGCCCAUAGCUUUACAUUAAAACCUUGGCUCCCAUCUCCUUAACUGCUUCCCAAAACUAGAUGAAAUUGGCGGAAAUGAGUUUAGGCGCCAUGCUGACAUUCAAGACAACAUUUAGUUCUCAUAUACAGUAAUACCGUGCCUCUGGGUGGAGUUUAACCACCAUAUUCUGAACACUGAAGGCAUAAAGUUAUUUGUAAACCCCAUCACAGCUGGGUAGUAUGAUUAAUAAUGUUGCUGAUGUAACUUGUUAUGAACUUCCUAUUAGUAAACUCCUUAUAAGUAAUGUUUCCCCUCAUCCCCUCUGAGCAGUCUUGGCAGCAGCACCAACUGUUUCUCUUCCUUGUACAGUGAAAUGAAGAUGCCUUUCUACUCUCCCACCUUGGUCUAUCCUUUAUUGGCUGACACAAGUUCCAUCGAGCAGAAACUGGAGUUUCUGCCUAGCAACAUCUCUGUUAAAAUGGCCAGGAGUCAUCUGUUACGUUCCAAAAGUGAAUUGGACUAUAGACUGGCCCCAACAUCUGGUGCCACCAGGAGACAUCUCUGCAGACCUUACAGCAGUCCUGGGACUCAACGGUGACUUCAUGGGAGACACGAAACACACCUGGGUUAAUUUGGUAAAUACUUGCAUAAGACCUUAGAAGAGUCCCAAGAAGUGGGAGGAAUUAACAGUUGAUUGCAUUAAUGGCUCUAGGUAUUUGGGGUUAUUUGGUAAAUAACAGGGUAAUUACUAGGUAAGGUCUUAAGACUCCCAAGUAGUGGAAGGAAUUGACUCUUGAGGGUAUAAAAGGCUCUAGGUGUCUGUUAUUAGAUUGGUGCAAUGAAUUAGGUUGUGUGAGUGUGUAAUGUGUGUAUGUGUGAAGCAUUUAGACAGUUCACAGGCAUGGACCCUGAGAGUCUUGAAAACUCUUGCAUUGUGAAUACGAUUUUGAUCAGGCAGAGUGCCCAGGAUAUACGGAGAAAACUCCAAAAACUUGAGCGAGGUGAGGAGUUGGGACUGCCAUGGCUUAUUGAGCUUGCCUACCAGGUAUAUUCCAAUCAGCACAGGGAAGAGAGAAAGAAAAAAAAUCAGUCAUCAGAACAGACAGGCUGCAUUCCUGGGCACAUCCUUGUAGGGAAAUGACACGUCUCUUGGCAACCCAACAAGAGGGGGUCCCUGAGGAGAGAUGAAGGUGGGAGGCCCUGACCCCCAUUAAUCUGAGACCAGUGCUCCUAGUACAAAGAGAGAGGAGGUUAGAAGAGAGUGUGCCCUAAAUUCUUACCCAGAGGUAACAAAGACCAUGGGGUUGUCCAGUGGCCCAUGAUGCCAAUAGGUAAAGACUUGGAUUGAGGAGGACUUGAGGCCAGUCUACAACCUGAGCCUCUGGUUAUAAAGAAGGUGGGAGGGGAGGUAACUGUAUGGUUUCUAGUGGAUUCCAGAGCAAUCCAUUCUGUCCUGACCCAAAAAAAUAUAGCUCUGAUGAAAAAAACUUUGUCAGCCCAGUAGUCUCAGGUAAGAGGGACAACCCUCCCUGCUUCCAGCCUCUAACCUGCUGUAUGCAAGGGAAGCCAUUAAAACAUUAUUUUAUCUACCUGCCCGACUAUCCCAUUCCCUUGUCAUACAAAGUCUUGUACAAACUGCAAGCACAAAUUUCUUUUGAUAAAGAGAUCAUACAGAUGCAGAUACUGCCAGAGACAGAUGGCAAUUGCAGAUGGCCGUUACCACAGAGUCACCUACCAAUUAUAGCAUGGAAGGCCACUCCAAAGUAUCAGUAGGGGCAGACACCAAAUAUGCAGUGGACCUGUGGCUACGGGCGUGGGCCAACAAGGUGUUGGGAUGUGUCAAAAACAUUCCCUUUGUGGUGGUUGAGCUCUAGCCUGGCAUAGUUUCUAUCUGACUUAAGCAGUACCCCAUCUGUGUGGAAGUCUUAUAGGCACGGGCAAAAUCAUCUUCAGAUACAUGAAACAUAGACUGUUCAGACCAUGUCACUCAGAGUUCAACACCCCCAUCCUGCUGGUGAAGAAGAAUCACAGAGAAUACCAGCUCAUUCAGGAUCUGCGAGCCAUCAGCUAGGUAACAGUCCCAGUCUAUCGUGUAGUUUCCAACCCUCAUACCCUGCUAUUGACUUUGUUGGCCAGUUUUUCCUGGUUCACUGCACCAAAUAUGAAAGAUGCAUUCUUCUGCACCUGAGAGGAAACAAAGAAACAAAAAAAACAGUAAAUCUGUGCCUUUGAGUAAAAAGACCAAGACAGUGGAGAAAAACAACAACUCUACCGGUUAGUCCUUCCUCAGGGGUUUAAAAACAGCUCCACUAGGGACCUGGCAGGAAAGACCAGCAGGAGACAGUGCAGUGGGUUUCCCAGCCCAUGGAGUGAGAAAGCUGAGUGCCUUUGGGCAGAGAUUGAGAGCCAGGAAGAAGCCUACACCUAACCCACAGGUUUGGGACUUGCCAGACUCCACAAGGACAGAAGCAGAGCCAAUUUGGCAGAAUAGACAGACUUUUUCGGCGAGCCCUCUUUACAACAAAGACCCGAAAAAACAAGGAGGAAGCCCUGAGCAUCAAAGGCAAGCUUAGACAAUGAACUGAGGGGCAGGGGGAGGAAGAGACCAUUCAGGAGUGGAGAAGAGUUACGGGGCCUAAAUCAUCGGGAGCCCUCAGGCUCCAUUUCUGGAGUGGCGGCAGUGGUGGUGGCGGGCCGGAACUAGUGUUCAGCUGCAGUUUCCGCAGGGAGAAGCAGCCAGCCACACAGUCUACUCGCACCUCUGGAACCUGAGGAGAAUGGCGCCCUCAGCAAAAGCUAAGUACUUGCAUAUAUUUCACCGCACCCCCCCCCACCAAGCCAGCUUCAGCGACUGAAUCCGUUGGCCUGAGAUAGGCACUGUUGAGCACCUAGAGCCAUCCUCCUGGCCUUGGAGAAGGAAAAAAAUUGAAAUUUUGGGGAAAAGAUAAUUUGCUAGCUCCAUUAACAGGGGGAGCUCAGGACAAAAGCAGCUCCUGUCCAGGCAUAAACCACCCGUGGACCUUGAGCACCUUUCCCUUCUGCAUGGACCUGUGUGGGCCUAUUUCAGGAGAAUAGGACCUUUUUAGCAAACUCCAACCAUUUCACUGUGUGGUGGGUAGGUGGGUGUUUGACAUUUGACAUUGCUUUGCUUAUUAAACAAGGUCCUCACCUAUCCACAUAAGGGACCUAAGGACAGGUACCUCCACUCACGUCACCCAGCCACCCCUGACAGGGGUCCAAAGAUAACUGGUACCUCCCAGUCCUUACAAUCAAAAACAUUGGGUGUCCAUGGUCCCUCUGCAGAACCCACCCACCAGCAUGCUCUAAGGAACAGAGAUGCAUUUUCCUCAGAGACACUUGGGGAUCGGUUCUCAGCCCCCUGCCUUGUUCAGAGCAUGACACCCUGUUGCA
Molecule: messenger RNA, 6443 nt
Organism: Loxodonta africana (African savanna elephant)
Lineage: Eukaryota; Metazoa; Chordata; Mammalia; Proboscidea; Elephantidae
Product: olfactory receptor 8K3-like
Exons: 1
Coding region: 187-1134 (315 amino acids)
Biological process (GO): G protein-coupled receptor signaling pathway; sensory perception of smell
Cellular component (GO): membrane
Molecular function (GO): olfactory receptor activity; G protein-coupled receptor activity; odorant binding
Source: RefSeq, a predicted model, not a curated record